ACAGGAAGUAUUCACAUUUCUAAAAACACGAGUAGCACUGUUUGCUGAGAGGAGAGUGAUGGGAAAGAUGCAUGGGCAGAGUCACAUCUUCCUGCUCACCUUCAUGGUGGCUGUUGCCAUCCCAAUAUCUUUGGCUUUCAACAUUGAUAUCAAAAAUCCUGACGUCUAUACUGGUGAACAAAAGGAUUUCUUUGGAUACAAAGUGCUUCAAUUCAUGAAUGGAGAGAACAAAGGAAUAAUUGUUACUGCACCACUGCAGCUAAAUGGAUCUGGGGGAAUAUGCAAACCGGACCAAAACCAAACCACCAAGUGCUUCAACCCUGAAGACCCAAAAAUACCAGUCAAGCAUUUGGGCCUGUCAAUAGCUGAAGACUCCAACCGCUCCCAAUUCACUGUUUGCAGUCCAAGUGUAGUCCGUGAAUGUUACGGGAACUCCUAUAUGAACAGCGUGUGCUACAAGAUCACAGAUCAUCUUGAGCCAUAUGAUGACGCCAACAUUAUUCGCUUUGUCAUUGGGGUAGGGAACAUAGAAAACAUGACUACAUUUAAGGGUAUUGCUUCCGAACCGAUAGGAAAAUAUGUCUUCAAAAUUGACAACUAUGAUGGACUAACAGGGAUUCUGGAAAACUUUCAAAAAAAAAUCUUUACAAUGGAUGGCUCCAAAGUGGCUUGGGCAGGAGAAAUGACUAAUGAAAUGUCUCAGAGUGGAUUCAGUGCUGUCUUCUACAAAGUGAGUACACUGAAAAAUUUGGACACAUUCAAAAUCUAUGUUUUAUCUAUAACUAUUCAACCAUCACAGUGCUGGCUAACAUUCAUACGUACAGGUACAUUUAAACAGCAUCACUUCGUACUUUUCACACAUGAUGGAACAUACUGGACCACAACCCAAAGAAUAAAUGGGGAACAGAUCGGUUCCUACUUUGGUGCAGAGUUGUGCUCAGUAGAUGUCAACUCAGACGGUAACACUGAUUUCCUGCUGGUAGGGGCUCCACUGUUUUACCAGCCUCUGGAAAAGAAAGAAGGCCAGAUCUACAUCUACACACUGACUGAUGAGAUGAAACUUGAACGUAAACUGACUAUGACUGCACCAUCCAUGGGGAGAUUUGGCACCACCAUAUCCAGUCUUGCAGAUUUGAAUGGAGAUGGACUCCGAGACGUUGCUGUUGGAGCCCCUCUUCAGGAUUUUAACAGGGGGGUGGUCUACAUCUACCUUGGUGACAGACACAGAGGGAUACGCAGCACUUUCAGCCAGAGAAUCAUGGGACAGAAAAUAAAGCCUGGGCUGAGAUUCUUUGGACAGGCCAUUGCUGGGAAUAUUGAUCUUGGGAAGGACGGACUCCCAGAUAUUGUGGUCGGUUCACAGGGCACUGCUGUUGUCUUAAGGUCCAGACCCAUUUUUAAUGUCACAACACGUCUCUCUUUUGAACCAAACGAGAUAAGGACUGAGAAAAGUGACUGCCUUGAUCACACUGAUGCAAAUUUACCAAUGGUUACCUUACAAGCCUGCUUUGAAAUAGUAGAAACAACAAAAAGCAAAGCAGCGGCAAUGGACCUAGGACUGAACAUCUCGUACACGCUUAAAGUGGAUGCCAACAGACAAAACUAUCGAGGUUUCUUCAGUCAAACUGCCAAGAAAGCAAGGAUUCUCACCUCUACCUGCAAGCUGAGGGAUCCAGACACCUGCUUCAACUACACCAUCUACAUGCCAAAAUGUGUGAAAGACACAUUAUUGCCCAUCAUCAUCAAACUAAACUUUUCCCAAGUUAACAGUGAGAGCGCAAGUGCUGUCCUAAACAUGGACAGCAAAACACAAGCUUUUGUUCAGGUUCACUUUGAAAAGCACUGUAGAAAAAAUGACAUCUGUAUUGCUGAACUUGAGGUGGAUUUCAACUUCAUGACCCCAACAUUAUUAGUGGCUGAAAAUAAGUACUUUAACGUCUCUGUAACACUGUCCAAUCAUGGAGAUGACUCAUACUACACCAGCCUAAUAAUGCACUAUCCUCCAGGCCUCUCCUUCUCCAGGAUGACUCUUACAAAGGCAACGAGACCAACGCUCCACAGCUGUGAAGAUCUACAUGGAGAACGGGAGAAAACCAUAUGUUAUGUCAGCCCUCCUGUGUUUCGUAGCAAAUCAUCGGCAACAUUUAGAAUUUCCUUCCACAUCUUGAAGGAUUAUGAGUGGAAUGACACAUUGUUGAUGACCAUUACUGGAAAAAGUCAUAAUACAAACAGGACCAUUUCCCAGACCAAACACAUCCCAGUGCAAUUUGAAAUCAAAAUGGCAGUAGCUGUGAAAGAAGAUCUUGUCACUUAUCUGAACUUUACACCAGAGGAUGCAGGACCAAAAAAAAUGGUUGCUAUAUAUAAGCCACAACAUCAUUUUGGUAUCACACAGAAGAGAUCUGGCAACAUUCCAACAGAGACAAUGACUGAAGUUCGUGUUGAGUUCAUAAUCCCCCCAAAUAAAGGGGUGAUCAUUGCAACUGGAGCUGCCAUGGGACUCUUGCUUCUGCUCAUAAUCACUGUCAUCAUGUUUAAGUUGGGUUGCUUUAAGAGGAAAAGGCUUGAGUACUGUGAAGUACAGGAAGAAGAAACUGCUCCUCAGGAUGGCAUCCCUGCUACGUCCACCACUGGCACCACCCAGGGGAUAUGCGGCCAUCCGGAGACUGACAGUAAAUCUGACCAACCUUCAGAGCACCAAAGCCUCUUUGAUGAUGGUGAGGCCAACUGCAGCACUUCAUCAGUUCAUUCCUAGGAAGAACUGGAAUAACCGUUGACAUUUUGUCAAAUAUGCUAAUUCACUUUUUUGCUGAGAGUUAGAUGAGAAGGUUGAUGCCACUCAUGCCCGUCUGUUAAUUAUGAAGCUGGUGUCAGGAGAUGUUAGCUUAGCAUAAAGCCUACAAAAAUGAGCCUUGCUCUCUCUGAAAAGAACAAACCCCACCUACCAGACCCUUUAAAGCUCACUGAUUAACAUAUUAUAUACUGUUUGUUAAAUCCGUACAAAAACCAAAGUUGUUUUAAGGAGUGUUACGUGUCAUUUCUCUAACCUUUGGACAGAGCCAGGCUAGCUGUUUCCCUUCUUCUUACAGUUUUUAUGCUAAGCUAAACUAACUGUCGCCUACUGUAGCUCCAGAUUCAUAUAAACACAGCAGGAAGUGGUGGUUUGACAAAGAAAAAUACUUAACUCAAGGUUCAGUGAGCUUUUAUAUUCAAUUUACAUGCAUGUUCAGGCUGCUUUGAUAUUUUUAAUUUA
Molecule: messenger RNA, 3253 nt
Organism: Etheostoma cragini (Arkansas darter)
Lineage: Eukaryota; Metazoa; Chordata; Actinopteri; Perciformes; Percidae
Product: integrin alpha-M-like
Exons: 24
Coding region: 59-2755 (898 amino acids)
Biological process (GO): integrin-mediated signaling pathway; cell-cell adhesion; cell-matrix adhesion
Cellular component (GO): external side of plasma membrane; integrin complex
Molecular function (GO): integrin binding
Source: RefSeq, a predicted model, not a curated record